AUUUUCUGGUUACAAAAACCAUGACUACAUUAAUCCCGCGCCAACCCUACUCCCAGGACGAGCUGGAGAAGCUGUAUCCAAAGGAGCUCGAGUUACAGCUCGUACAGAUUCUAUUGCGGCAUGGCGAAAGAAGCCCUGUGUCACCCCGCUUUCAAAAUACCGGUCUUCCGCCAUAUUGGCCGUACUGCAACUCUGCUCGCCAACUCACAAGCGUAAUCCUAAACACCAAGGACUUUUCGAAAUGGGACCAACUCAAAUACCGAAGGCGACUGGAGACAUUUGGCAUGGACGAUGGGCCAGUCAUCGCCUCCGGUCCCAAGGGCGAGUUCGAUGCCGUAUGUCAACCAGGUGAACUUACCGAUAAAGGCCGGGAGACGACGCUAGCUCUGGGCGAGCGUCUUCGCCAUCUCUAUGUCAACCAGCUCAAGUUCAUGCCGCAGCUCAUCUCUGACAGCGACAUGAUCUACUUGCGCGCAACACCUAUCCCGCGUGCUCUGGAAUCUGUACAGCAGGCAUUCUGGGGCUUUUACCCACCCUCCGCAAGAACAUCUGACUUUCCACCUCCAACUAUCAUUACUAGAACACCUGCGGAUGAGACACUUUUCCCCAACGAUGCCAGCUGCAGGCGUUUUGCUCAACUCAGUCGUGCAUUCGCCCAACGCGCAGCUGAUAGAUGGAAUGAUACCGACGACAUGCGUUACCUCUCCAAGGUGCUCUCGAAAUGGAUGCCCGAUGGCCAGAAGGUUGCUGUAGACUCUCACCCACGACUCUCAGGUAUCAUGGACACCUUGAAUGCCACUGAUGCUCAUGGGCCUGAGACCAAGCUCCCCAAGGAAUUCUACGACCCCAAAGCCCGCGCCAUCAUCGACAAGAUUGCCGUAGAAGAGUGGUACAAGGGCUACAGCGAGUCGGCCGAGUACCGCAUGCUCGGCAUCGGUGGCCUGCUAGGCGACAUCACGUCCCGAAUGGUAGGCAGCGUCGAGCGCAACGGCAACUCGGGCAUAGUCGAAGUAGGAGGCGUAGAUGGAAAUCUAGGCAAAGGCCGCGGCGGCGAAACCAACAUCCGCUUCGCACUCUCAGGCUGCCACGACACAACUUUAGCCGGUCUGCUGACCUCGCUCGGUGCCUUUGAAGGCGAAGACUGGCCCCCUUUCACCUCGCAUGUUGCCGUCGAGAUGUUCAGAAAAAGGAACCGCAGCAGAGUUCCCCCAUCCCCUUCCCUGGCAGUGCAGGACCCCCAGUCCAAGAGCCAAAGCUGGUGGUCCUCGCUCUUCGGCAGCACAAAGACUACUUCGGCCGCUGGUCUCGCGCCCGAGGGCAUAUCCCGCAAGCCCAUGACUGAGCUCUCACCGGCCCAGCGCGACCAAUUAAACGACUACUACGUGCGCUUAAGGUACAACGACAAGGUGAUGCAGAUUCCUGGCUGCAAGCCCGACGGCAAGCAUCUGGAUGGCGACACGAGUUUCUGCACCUUGGAAGCGUUCAAGAGCAUCGUGGACAAGUUUACCCCCAAGAACUGGCACGCGGCGUGUACCAGUCGAUUGGGUCAGCCUGCGUUUCCCGAGAAGCCCGAGCCAGCUGGGUAUGAGUAAUGCGUGGGCCGUUGGACGUGCAUCUCUCAUUUGGUGCUGGCUUCUU
Molecule: messenger RNA, 1638 nt
Organism: Exserohilum turcica Et28A
Lineage: Eukaryota; Fungi; Ascomycota; Dothideomycetes; Pleosporales; Pleosporaceae
Exons: 6
Coding region: 21-1592 (523 amino acids)
Biological process (GO): dephosphorylation
Molecular function (GO): phosphatase activity
Source: RefSeq, a predicted model, not a curated record